Molecule: messenger RNA, 1634 nt
Organism: Plodia interpunctella (Indianmeal moth)
Lineage: Eukaryota; Metazoa; Arthropoda; Insecta; Lepidoptera; Pyralidae
Product: calphotin-like
Exons: 4
Coding region: 99-1583 (494 amino acids)
Source: RefSeq, a predicted model, not a curated record
AACAAACGUGAAGGAAGUCCGGUUUUGAAAAGCAUAUAAAAAAGACAAGAUGGUAGAUGGAUCAUCAUUCGGCAGCGACUGUUUAGAAUAUCACAACCAUGUACAAAUUGUUAGUGUUCACCGCCAUCCUCGGCCUUGCUGCCGCUAAGCCCAGCGUGGGCUAUGGAUUGGGAUAUUCAGCUGGCUAUGGAUCAUAUGCUCCAGGAUUAUCGUACACUUCAUCUUACGCUGCCCCAGCGGUGUCUUACGCUGCACCAGCAGUGUCCUACUCCGCCCCAGCGGUGGCUUACUCUGCUCCAGCAGUCUCUUACUCAGCUCCAGCGGUAUCUUACUCUGCCCCAGCGGUGUCUUACUCUGCUGCUCCAGCGGUGUCUUACUCUGCUGCUCCAGCGGUAUCCUACUCUGCCCCAGCUGUAUCAUACUCCGCCCCAGCAGUGUCUUACUCCGCCCCAGCUGUGUCGUACGCCGCCCCAGCAGUUCGUUAUUCCGCCGCCCCCGUUGUCGCCACCUCCUCAGUCCGGUACUCAGCUCCCGCUGUCUCCGUAGCCCCAGUAGCUGCCGCCGUAGCCGCACCCGCCGUAGCCGCACCCGCCGUAGCCGCCCCCGCCGUAGCUGCUCCCGCCGUAGCGUACCCCGCUCCAGCUGUAUCUUACGCUAAGCCAGUCCUCGCCUACACGGCAUCUUCUCUUGCCCCUGUAGCCUACUCUGGCUACGGAUACGGAAGCUAUGCCGACUACUCUCCCCUGGCUUACUCCGCCUACUCUGGAUACGGCCUUGGCUACGAUUACUCCUCUCCUUUCGGAUACUGGAAGAAGCAAUCAAACACAACCAUGUACAAAUUGUUGGUAAUCGCUGCAGUGCUGGGGCUUUCAGCCGCCAAGCCUAACAACUACUAUCUCCCCCCCACCACUGGUGUGGCAUAUUCAGCGCCUGCUGUUGCCGCCGUAGCCACUCCCGCCGUCCGUGUGGCCGCCCCAACCUACACCGCUGCCACCGCAUACGCCGCCCCUGCCUACACUGCGCCUGCAGCCGUCGCUACGCCAUCGUACGCUGCCCCUGUCGCCAGGACUUACGCCGCACAGGCAGUCGCCGCCCCAGCUGUUGCCACUCACGCCGUCGCAGCCCCAGCUGUGGCUGCUCCCGCAUACCGUUCCUACGCUGCUCCAGCCAUCGCUGCCGCGCCCGCCGUCGCUGCCCCAGCCGUGACUUACUCCGCCCCAGCUGUCCGUGUUGCUGCCCCGGCCGUCGCCGCUCCCGUUAGCUAUGGCGCCCAUGCCGUCGCCUACUCAGCUCCCGCCGUAGCUGCUGCCCCCGCUGCUGUGGCCUACUCCGCCCCAGCUGUGGCUGCCGCCCCUGCUGUCGCCUACUCUGCCCCUGCUGUCGCCUACUCCGCCCCUGCUGUCGCCUACUCCGCCCCCGCCGUCGCCGCUGCCCCCGCCGCUGUUGCCUACACCGCCCCAGCCGCCGUAGCCUACUCCGCCCCUGUAGCCUACUCUGGCUACUCCGCGUCCGCCCCUGUAGCCUUCUCGGGCUACGCCGCGACUGCCCCCGUCUACUCCGGCUAUGGUUACAUCAAGAAAUAAAUUAAUUUAAUAUAAUAGCGAAAUCAAUACAAUAAACUGCUGAAAUCAUCA